Medioppia subpectinata is the source of this 1964-nucleotide messenger RNA. The record is from the annotation of a GenBank genome assembly. Lineage: Eukaryota; Metazoa; Arthropoda; Arachnida; Sarcoptiformes; Oppiidae.
GAGAGUUUGGGGCAAAAGUCGCGCACAUUAUCUCUGAAUUUCAAUUCAUUAUUGAAUUAAAAAUUUUAAAUCAAAAAAUUGUGUUUAAAAACAAAACUUUUGUUUUGAAAACAAUUUUACGAAUAAAUAGUUUUCGGCAAAAAUGUAACGAAAAAAAGGCGACAAAAGAGACGACACUUUGUUUGACGACAAACGCGACGCCAACGACGACAACGACUGACUGUUUGUUGUGUUUAUUGUCGCAAAUAAUAGCGAUUUUGCGGACAUUUUCUGCGCAAAACUCGUCUCUCUUUCUCAGCCGUCGGCGCGACCUCUGAAUGGCCAGAAUGAACGGCAACACCGAUUCCGGCAUCGAAUCGGACGCCGAAUGCGAGCAAACGGUUCCACUUGUCGUCGAUUUCGGCUCUUCGGUGAUGACGUCACGCGAGUCGAGCGCUCCGGCGAUGGCGGCGCCCAUUGUCAACGGCAUUGUCAACGGCGGCCACAUCUGCGCGAAGACAGCGCUGACGACAGCGCUGGACGACUGCCUGUCGUUGGGGACGACAGCUCUGAGUGUCGCCGAGUCGUUGGCCGCGUCCACACCCAACAGCUCUUCUCAGACGAGCGGUUGUGACGACAUUCCCGAGACUGCGGACCACGUGAUCGCCGAAACGACGACAGGUGUCGUGGAGGGCGACGCCGACGAGUUGUCGUUCCGGUUGUGUCUCGCGAGCGGCGAUUGGCUGACGAUAUCCAUGGAUCAGAUCUCGGAAUACGAGCGCGAAGUGAUGCGCGAGUUCUUCGACGGCCAGACGAAGGGGAAGUCGGCGGACAGUUAUCGCGAGAUCCGAAACCACUUUCUGCGGCAUUGGAAGCAAACGAAACCGCGACGCUUCGGCUAUCACGAGAUGUUGCGCAAAGUGUCCUCUCUGCACCUGGGCAACGUGACGGCCUUCUCUCGCGUGCAGAAGUUCCUCGAGAGCCACAAAGCGAUUAAUUUGUAUUCAAAGCGAGAAAUCAAAUCCAAACCAAUGAAACGCCACUUCAAGGCCAAAGCCCCGCCCACCGCCGCCGCGGCCACGCCCUCCGCCCCCGCCGACGGCCCCUCCCCGCCGAAGACGCCGCGCACGCGCCCCAAUCCCUUCAAACUGGUUCCCUUGGAGACGUUCGACGCGACGAACGAACAGCCGCCGUUCGCCGUCCGGCUGUCGAUGGAAGCGCUGGCCAUAAUCGACAUCCACGCGCAUUGCGUGCGCACGGAAGUGAUCGGUCUGCUGGGCGGCACGUACUGCGCGCUGAGUCGCGAACUCCACAUUCUCACGGCCGAACCUUGCGCCUCUCUCGACGACCACGACCUCCAGUGCGACAUGGAGCCGGUGUCUCAGGCCAUCGCGAAGGAGCGGUUGGAGCAGAAGUCGUACGCAUGCGUGGGCUGGUACCACUCGCACCCCACCUUCGUGCCCAACCCCUCGCUCCGGGAUCUGGAGACGCAGACGGCGUUCCAGACGCUCUUCUCCCGCGAGUCGAACCAACCCUUCGUCGCGUUCAUCCUCUCGCCCUACAUGACGUCAUGCGAGCAGAACCGCCAGACGGCGCUCGUCUCCAAGUUCAAGUGCCUCUGGGUGUCCGACCGCCAGAACGAGAAGAGCGAAUACUGCGUGCCGAUGGAGUUGCGCCCUCUGCUGGUGCGCAGAGAGAAACUGCUGUUUUCGGUUCUGACCAAACUGCACGACUUGUGCGCGAAGAUCAAGGGCCACGCCUCCCGCGUCCAAAUGACCAAUCGCAUCAAGCGCUUCCGCGGGCUCAACAUCAACCACUUGGAGAAGUUGUGUCACUCUCUGCGCCACCAUUUGCGCGAAACCGGACUCUCUUCGGUGGAGUGCGACCACCUGUUGGCCAACUGUCGCAACAUUCUCCUCAAGCACUUCUCGGACGACAGCAAGACGUCGGCGACGACCGCCGCGACGACAGCGACGUCUCGUUGA